UCGGAUCCUGUCGCUAAACGUGCCUCGGCUAGACGCCCUCAUGCUAUGUAAUCUCCAAUUGCGCAGCAUCGAACUUUCGUCCGAUCUUGGUUUUUUACGAGCACACUUUACUCCGUUGAUUACGAUGCGCUUUGCUCAUCGACCAGGGCCAAAAUCUUCCAGAACAUGUAUGUCGACCAUCCGGCCACAAUUAAGCCGGGCCCCGAGACCACGAUACUCAUCCUUGCUCAGGCCAGACACAUGUUUUGUAAUCUUACAAAUCGAGUAAACCUUCAGCGCGCCACAAGUUCGCAGCGAGAAGAAAGCAAUAUGAAAACUGUCGCCACUCCACGAGCUCAGUCUUGAUACUAUCCGCGAAAUUGCCUUUUUGUUUGUUUGGAUGGUAGUAGAAAGCCGCGCGCGAGUCAUUAUGAGCGCCGUAAACCAGCUCCCACCCAACCCGGUCGAUUCGAACGCUGCUUUCCUGGGCAUGGGCAAAGUGCCCAGUCGCUUUCGUAAUCAUAUUCCCUCGCCACAGUUCCCUGCGGAGCCGGACCGAUACGUGUUGUAUGUCAAUUAUGUGUGUCCUUGGGCCCACCGUGCCAUCAUAACCCAUGCGCUCAAAGGACUUGGAGAUGUAGUUCAAAUAGUCGAGGCCGAUUCGAGAGAUCCAACACAUGGAUGGUACUUUUCUGGGCGCAGGGGUCCUGACCGUGACCCAAUAUACGGGUUUCGAUGGCUAAAAGAGUUGUACUUGAAGGCAGAUCAAAGUUAUAGUGGAAGGAUAACUGUACCGAUGCUGUUUGACAAAAAACAAGGAACCGUGGUAAACAACGAAAGCAGUGAAAUCGUGCGCAUGUUCUUCUCAGCCUUCGAUCACCUCCUACCCCCCGAAAAGCGCGAAAUCAACAAAGGAAUCACCGCCUUCGUCCCCAACCACCUCCGAAGCGAAAUCGACACACUAAACAACUUCAUAUACGAAAAUAUCAACAACGGAGUCUACAAAGCCGGAUUCGCCACCUCGCAAGCCGCCUAUGAAGAAAACGUCAUGAAACUGUUCAACGGCUUGGACCGUUUGGAACUCCAUCUCUCGGAACCAGCCCAUCACCCGUUUCUGUUUGGCAAUUACAUCACCGAGACUGAUAUCCGUUUGUUCACGACCAUGGUCCGCUUCGAUGUGGCGUACUAUUGCCUUUUCAAGUGCAACUUGAAGAUGAUACGGUUCGACUAUCCGCGCCUCCACGAGUGGCUUAGGCGCCUGUAUUGGAGCGAGGGCCCGGAAACCAACGGUGGCGCUUUCAAGAAAACGACUUACUUUGAGGAGAUCAAAAGGGGAUACGCUUCAGUGGCGGGAGGGAACGGUAUGGUACCGAUUGGACCUGUUCCGUACAUGAUGCCUCUUUGA
Messenger RNA from Periconia digitata, 1384 nucleotides. The record is from the annotation of a GenBank genome assembly. NCBI's taxonomy places the organism in Eukaryota, Fungi, Ascomycota, Dothideomycetes, Pleosporales, Periconiaceae.